Messenger RNA from Dibothriocephalus latus, 900 nucleotides. The record is from the annotation of a GenBank genome assembly. Lineage: Eukaryota; Metazoa; Platyhelminthes; Cestoda; Diphyllobothriidea; Diphyllobothriidae.
AUGUACGUUAGCUGCGAAAGAUUUCGCAGCAUUGCUGAGGAUAAUGAUGCAACGUCGACGGGCUACUCAGAGGGUAAAAUUCAGGAAAAUAACCGGAUGAACGAGGAUUCAUGCUUCCAAGAGAAUACAAGAGAGGGUGCGACCUACCAGACUCCCAUCGACAGGACCUCUUCAGGUGUCUUGUGCGGUAACCGACGUCAUACCAGUCUGGAUACUAGUCCUGAUGAAGAUUCCACCUCUGUAAACUCCUUCGAUACAGAGCCCACGGAUCUGUCAGAAACCCCAGGCAAACGGGCACGCCUUAUGUCUGGACAUCCAGGCACGGCAGGGGAGAACGGUAAGAGCAGCCUCUUGGGCGAGGAGACACACGAGGAUGAGGAGACAGACAGCAGAAGUUCAUCUGUCGGUGAAAAAUUUGUCGACUAUCCAGCAGCAACAGCGGCAGCAGGUGGUUAUGAGGACGGUGGCGAGUGGAAUGUAGAGGGAAAAGACAGGCAGAGUGACCGUAUGUGUGUCUCCGUGUCCGGACGGAAGACACGCCGUGCCCGAACCGCCUUCACUUACGAACAACUGGUUACUCUGGAGAACAAGUUCAAAAGCACACGCUAUCUGUCCGUUUAUGAGCGCCUCAAUCUGGCCCUUGCACUGAAUCUCACGGAGACACAGGUAAAGAUCUGGUUCCAGAAUCGGCGCACAAAAUGGAAGAAGCAGAACCCUGGUAAAGAUGUAAAUAGUCCUACAGCAGUCAGUCCCCCAAUCCUAUUUCCGCCACCUCCAUCGACCGCAGCAUCAAAAACACAAUUAGACUCGCUGCCGCCCUAUAUGGUGCCCUCGGGGACUCGCGGAAGGCUUCCUGGCAGCCAUGAGAUGAACGCGUUUGCCAACACUAUUAAGCUAGGC